CUUGUGGUUGUCAGCUGGUGGAAGUGGAAUAUGAGUGUUGAGUGUGAGGAGAAAGUGCGUGUUCUAUGUGUGUACACAGCUCGAAAGGACGACGUGAGAGACAACUGAAGGAGAUUUUUUCUGUUCUGUUAGUCGCGGUAUCUUAAAGGAAUAGCCUGUCGACACCGAUGGUCACGCGCUCCACCUUUAUUUCAGCUCGGUUUCUAUACGCUAGUCCGGCGGGUCUUGAGGUGUCUGGCAUUUGGAGUGAGGAGUUCAUGUGAUUCGCAGAGCAGAGACACAUACAGACGGAUAACAUGACCUUAGCUGGAUGUCCGGACUACUUCCUUAUUCAACCUAACUACCAGGAAACAGUGGACCGGCCGUCCUCCCACAGGUCGGAUGAUUUGGUUGGUCAAGGGUUUCAAAGCUCCGCCCAUCAGAACUCCCCCCAUCACCAAGAUGAUGAUGUGGAUCUUGAGGCGUUGGUGAAUGACAUGAACUCCUCUCUGGAGAGUCUCUACUCCAGCUGCAGUAUCCACACAGAGACUACCCCACUGCUGCACCAGGGACACGCCCCCCACCACGGACACGCCCCCCACCACGAGCACACCCCUCAUCAGAGGCAUGUAACUUACGGGCGUGGCCCUCACCCCCAACGCCCUUUUCCACCUUUGUCCACACGAGAGAGGCUUCAUCACUCCCAGCCAGUACACAUCACUGCCGUCAGACGGCUCCAGGAGCAGCAGUGUCGUCCGUCCUCCCUCCCUGCCGUCAUCAACCCCUUCCCAGAACUCUGCACUCCUCCAGGCUCUCCCGUCCUCAGCCCCACACACACCCCGGACAAUCAUAUCAUCAAGGUCUGCAGUGAGGAUGGAGCCGGGAAAGUGGUGGAGGUGCCGGCUGAUAUGAGGGCCAGGGAUGUGUGUCAGCUGCUGGUCUAUAAGAGCCACUGUCUGGAUGACAACUGCUGGAGCCUGGUGGAGCAUCACCCACUGCUGGGCCUUGAGCGCUGUCUGGAGGACCAUGAGCUGGUGGUUCAGGUACACGCCUCCAUGACCAGUGACAGUAAAUUCCUCUUCAGGAAAAACUACGCCAAGUACGAGUUCUUCCGGAACCCCCUGAACUUCUUUCCGGAUCAGAUGGUGACGUGGUGUCAGGAGUCCAACGGUUCCAUCCCCCAGUCACAGCUCUUACAGAAGUUCCUCAACUCCAGCAGCUGUGUGGAGGUGCAGGGCUCCCUCUACUGGAAGGAGUCAGGGAAGAAGUCCUGGAAAAGACUCUCCAUGUUCCUCAGACGCUCUGGACUUUACUGCUCCACUAAAGGGUCCUCCAAGGAGCCCAGACAUCUCCAGUUGUUGUCGGACCUGGAGGACUGUAAUAUUUACACAGUGACCACAGGGAGGAAGUCGCACAACGCCCCCACUGACUACCAGUUCUGUAUCAAGCCAAGUAAGGUGAGGAACGACUGCAAGGAACUGAGGAUGCUGUGUGCUGAAGACGAGCAGAGCAGAACCUGCUGGAUGACGGCAUUCAGACUAUUGAAGUAUGGAAUAUUGCUGUACCAGAACUAUAAGAGUCCCCAGCAAAGAAAGUCUCCUCUCUCACACUUCUCUACUCCUGUGCGGAGUGUGUCUGAGAACUCUCUGGUGGCCAUGGACUUCUCUGGCAGGACAGGACGCGUCAUCGAGAACCCUCUGGAAGCACAGAGCGCUGCUUUGGAGGAGGGACAGACAUGGAGGAAACGGGGUCAGCGUAUGAAUGCUCUGGGCAGCCCGCUUCACCCCUCCUCUGUCAGCUCAGUGAUCCACAGAACCCAGCUGUGGUUCCACGGUCGCAUCAUGAGGGAUGAGGCCCACAAGAUGGUCAUGCAACAAGGACAAGUGGACGGGUUGUUCCUGUUGAGAGACAGUCAGAGUAACCCCAGAGCGUUUGUCCUGACCCUGUGCCAUCACCAAAAGAUCAGACACUUCCAGAUCCUACCGUAUGAAGAGGAUGGUCAGAUGUUCUUCAGUUUGGAUGAAGGCUCCACCAAGUUCACAGACCUGAUCCACCUGGUGGAGUUCUAUCAGCUCAACAGAGGGGUUCUGCCCUGCAGGCUCAAACAUCCCUGCACAGCUGUGGCCUUGUGACCCCAGAACCAUGACCCCUGACCUCUGGUCUCACUAGAUCCUCUGUCAGCAGUUCAACUCUCUACCCCAUGUUUGCUUGCUCCUCAAGAGUAACCCCGAUCACUUGUUCCUAUUGGAUAGAAAAUGAAAGAAAUAAGAAAGUAUAAGUUAUUAAUCCAAUGGUCUGUGCUUAAUUACUUAAAUCCAAUGCUUUAAAAUCCUUGAGGCAAAUAAGCAUGAACUUUGGGGAGCGGGGUGGAGAAUUUGAAAAUGAACAUGGAUAGACAAAUAGAUAAUCACACAGGUGGUUAACCAUAGUAUUCUGUGGGAAUCAUUGGACAGAACCGAGACCCUGUUUCCUCCUCUUUCAUGCACCACAGACUAACUGAAAGACAGGCUGACAGGGGUCUGGGCUCCCAUAUGUUUCUUAUUGAUCAUCAGGGAUCGACAUGGAUUCAGUUCAUCACAAACAUCGACGAUACGUCAGUCCAACCUGUGCUGUCCAGUCUUAAUAAGCUGAUCACCUGAUGCUUAAUGCUGCCCGCUGGACAACGUGACGCUGCCUGGGGGGGGGGGUCCUGCACCUUCCUGUUCUUACCUUACCGGACCAACCGUCUAACCCUACUUGGUCUCUCCACAAUGUUAUCCGGGAGGACCAGGAAGAUGAAACCCACACAAAAACUGCAGAACACAAGCAAACCUUCGUAGCCGUGUUGUUCCAAAGGACAGAUGAAUGUUUGAUGUGAGGACUUCCCAGUCAGAGCUGAUGGCUUUGCGUUGAGCUUGUAUUACUGUUGCAGAACUAUUUGCACUUCUGAACAGACAGCCGACAGUUCUCUUUCGACCUGAAUGAAGCUGAAUGCUCUUUUUUCUCCACCUCUUCUUUCUGGUCGUACUCCUCUUUUUUGUACGAAUUCCGAGCCAGAUUGGAUUAGCGGAGCGUGGUACGGGACUGAGAGGCACGGUUUAGCGUUUCCGAUGCCGUGACAUUGGGAAAGGUGACCACCCGGCAGUGCCACUCCGGAAAGGCUUUCCGACUUCUCCGUUCCUACCUCGUUCUGCUCCAUCUGAUCCCAUCAGAACAUCUGAAAACCCAGAACAUUCCCCGGAAUCAACCAGAGAGUUCAGAGAACGGGAACAGAGAGGAGAGGAGGAGGAGGAGUCUCACAACGGUUCCCCUGCACUUUGACCUUGGACUGUCAGUGUUUUAAUCUGGAUUCUGAUAGGCUAUGUUCCGAUGGCGCACAUAGAACACGUCACUCUAAUGGACAGAAUCACAGGAAUUCUGUCUUCUAUGAAUUUUAAUCAGUGUUCGAGUUAAUUGUAAGCUUUUUUUUUUUGCAAAGUCAGCAUAAUGCUGUGUUCAAAUACUACUUGAAAUCCUUUCAAAUAAUGUAUCUGUGCUUGAUUGAGUGGCUUAAUGCCCUGGUUUAACUGCCUGGCUUUAUCUGUCUGAAAACUGCAAACCCCGCCCAAUUGGUCCCCUCCAGGCAGGCCAGAGCAAACGCCCACACAGUGUUGUAACCCGGUCUGUGUUCCCAGACCCCAUCUUUUUGCUGUAGACAUAUAGGAAUGAGAGGCCAACACUUCUCUGAACACAGGAACCUUUUUGGAGCACUCUCCCAACUUGUAUUUUAUUUAUGUCGAUUGAAAUAAUGACUUGAACUCCAGGCUUGGUUGAUAGUGCAGCAGCCAGAGUGAAGUUAGUUCCCCUCGCCUUAAAGUCCACAUGACGGUGAGCCCUACCGGAGUGUGUAUGAAGUCCUACUGUCACGAUGCACUCACAAACCUCCACUCUAGUUUAGGAAUGGACUCGAGGGUGUGGUAGAACGUUUUCUGUAGGUGUGUGGACUCGCCCGGGUCGCCUGCUCUCGGCCCCUUUUCCUGUUGUUCUGCAUUGUGCCAACCUGUUGUCUCGCCCCGUCCUGUGCAGCCUUUCUCAGUGGUCCUAGCGCGAUGGAGCAGAGCUUUUGGCCUAACAAGCGUGCAAGAUAAUACCUGCUCAAAGCUUUCGAAAGAUUUGCCAGACACACACACACACACACACACACACACACCGCAGAUUGACGGUUUAUAGCUUGGGGCCAGGGAUUCUUCCGGUCCAGCUUUGUGACUGAUGUCAUAGGCUUCAACCAACUCCUGUCCAGUCAGUCCUGAACCACACUGCACUACAGCUCUAGAGCAGGCUGCACUACCAGCCAGUCGCAGACUUCAUCUCACUGAGAGGCUCUGUGCUUGACCAAUCACACGUUUAGUCAGUCCCAGGCUCUCGAAUGAUUAGGUAAAACUUGAACCAGCCCACUUUCUCCAUCUCUGCAUUUUCUCUUGUUCACAUUUGUUUCCUCUGUUUGCUUCUUAAUCACAGCGUUAUAAUGGAAUUAUUUUACAGUCCAAUCAUAUAGAGACACUAUGUGCAUGUGUGUAUACCAUAUACUGUAUAUAUACAUACAUAUAUACAGUAUAUAUACACAACACACACACACAUAUGCAUAUGAAUAUCUAUCUUCUAGAAUGUGAAACUAUGGAAAAUAUGUAGAUCUUACACUGUAUCUAGGUUACAGAUCACUAUGGGUGGCUUCCCAAUGGACCACGUUCCCCCUGUAGUGGAGUAUGAAGGGAACAGGGUUCCAUUGGGUACACAGAAGCGAUGUAUGGGGCGUUGUGUUUUUCUCAUAACUCUGACUAAAAUGAAAAUGAAGAUUUGUUUUGUUCCCUUUCCCAUUAUUUCAUUCACUGUGCAUAUUUACUUUGUUAUGCUUUCCUUUAGUUUUUAUCACAAAAAAGACCUUAUAUAUAUAUAUAUAUAUAUAACAAUAUACCAGAAUAUAUACAGUAUUAAAUUAAGCUAUCAAGCUGGGCUCACUUGGCAUGCUUGGAACUCCUCAGUAUGUAUAAGCUGACUAAGAGAAUGUUGAAACUGUCUCUGUAAGGACUUGGUCAAAGUCCUAUGUCAUUGUCCUAACCUUGAGAUUCGCGCUGGUAUUUAAAAGGCGUGUUGUCUAUAAGCGCAUUGCACUCUUGGCAAUGCAACCUUUUAUAGCCAAUUUCCCCAACAUUUGCAGAGAUUGCAUUCAUUGUAAAUAGUGCAGCAGCUAUCAGCUCGAGCAAAACAUCACCAUUAAAAGGGUGAUGCCUUUGUUGACAUGGCAUCUUUGAUUGAAUCCAGGCCUUGAAGCUUUACUUGCAUCUAAUUGUAUGAGCAUAUUGCUUACAAGCAACUAUCCUAUCAUGCACCUUGCCCAUAAAGGGCAUUGAGAGUUGUUUAGGACUAGAGACUGAAUCAGAAAUAAUGUACAAAGAAGAAUGAUGUAUGUAGGUUUGGCAUCACGUCCCUAUUGUGUUGAUGUGGCCUUGUCCCCUCCCUGACUCUUUGCCCAAAAUAACUACAUGAACAGUACCGCAGGUUUCUGUUCCUCGUGGGAAAACCCUUGCAGAACCUUUUGCAAAGAAAAAAGUAUUUUGUUCCAAUUGGAUCUGUUAUGUCCAUUUUUAAGUUUUAAGACAUUUUGUGAACAUUUUCUCACUACUGAACACAACCGAUCUGUUCUGCAACCCUCACGCACAUGGGCCAUGUAUGAACCAAAACAGCAAUGGUUGAAAUUAAAUUGUACUGUACUUGACUUUCAAAGGUAAUUCUGUUUUAGCAAACAUCCGCUGCAUUCACAAAGUUCAAUGAAAUGAGUGUAGUUAAGUACAGUGCAGUGUAGGCCAGCUUUGCGUUUUGUUGGAUUCUGUGCUCAUGUCUUUCAAAUGAGGUGUCUUUCCGCUCGUUCUACUCUCCCGGAGUUGGAUGUCAGGAAGACCUGAAUCAAUUACAAUGUAUCUCCUGUUCAGGUAUUUUUGUACAAAUAAGGGACUGAUAUAUUCUGUUUAUUGGAAAUUAGAAUAAAAGACAACAUUGCUAUAAA
This is a messenger RNA of Esox lucius (northern pike), 5998 nucleotides long. Its product is annotated as growth factor receptor-bound protein 10. The record is from RefSeq and is a predicted model, not a curated record. Gene Ontology annotation, molecular function: insulin receptor binding. The transcript has 17 exons. Gene Ontology annotation, biological process: negative regulation of insulin receptor signaling pathway; insulin receptor signaling pathway; negative regulation of Wnt signaling pathway. Lineage: Eukaryota; Metazoa; Chordata; Actinopteri; Esociformes; Esocidae. The coding region runs from base 297 to 2111 and encodes 604 amino acids.